Oryzias latipes (Japanese medaka) is the source of this 3658-nucleotide messenger RNA. Lineage: Eukaryota; Metazoa; Chordata; Actinopteri; Beloniformes; Adrianichthyidae. The record is from RefSeq and is a predicted model, not a curated record.
AAGCUUAAACUUAAAAAAUAACCCCUUUUUUUCUUAUUUGUUGUCUUUGGAGUGUUAAAACAGCCUUUUUCUAUUUGGAUCAUUCACGUUGUAAAAUGGAGAGUAGUAAAACCAGCAGGGAUGCCUCCUCCUCCCCCUCCUCACCACCAGGAGAGGGUGUGCAUUGGUGGAUUCUUUCUCUGCAAUCACCUGACCAGAGUGAGGGGCAUCGUUGAUGUCGGGACCUAACAGCGAAAUAAUGCGAAGCUUUGGUGGCCAUGCAACAGGAAGCGGCGUUUGGAGUUCACGAUAAACAAGGAGGCUGUGGAUGCAGAUAACAACGACUCGCACGAGCCAUUACUGUGAUUUACAGUCCGGUUGGUGUUCUCGGUGGCGGAAUAAUAACCAGUCAUAAAGCAGGGGGAGGAGGUGUGUGUGCCGAAGGACAACAGGAGUGAAGGCUUUGAAAGAAGACUGAUAGCAAAAGGGGGGAGUGUGUAAAAGAGGGGAUUGGAUAAAGCCUGAGUCGGGAUCAUGAGCUCGGCAUUGCCGUACAACUCCCUGUCAGCACGGCCGAGUCCCAGCAGACGAGCUCUGGACUGGGAAAAUGAACAGCUAGCUGUGCGACGACUCUCCUCCCCUCAGGGUCUCAGCCUCCUCACUCCUCCACCUCUGCCUCAGCGACCCUCCGCCAUCCCUGGAUACCUGCUGACCCCCUACCCGGACCAGGAGGGCCAGCUCCACCAGCAGCAGCAGCGUCUAUCCUUGUCUGUGUGCUCCGACGCCUCCCUGGCGCCCCCUGCUCCUCCACCAUUGGGUGCUGUGCCACCCUGCUGUCGCCCAGUGGGAGUCAUGCACCUGCUGCGUCUAGGUCUCCUGGCCUUCAGCUGCGUCUUCUGGGCAGCCGGGUUGGCCAUCUUCACCCUGGGUGUGUGGGCUCAGAUCUCCCUGGCGGACUACAUGAUGUUGUCGGCCAAUCGCUACCCCAACGCCCCUCUCAUCCUCUUGUCGACAGGGGCUGCUGUCACCGCCUGGGGCUUCCUGGGAUGUCUUGGAGUGGCUGCCAACCUGCCCUGUGUGCUGAGGGCUUACGGGUUCUUUCAGCUUGCUGCCCUUGUUGCCGGUUUGGCUGCUGGACUGUCUGGCCUCUUCUACAGAGAAGACAUUGCUGGGGGAUUUCGCAGUGGCUUACAGAGAGCAGUGGCCGGAUACACAGAGGACGAAGGCCGUGCCGACGCUCUAGACAGCUUGCAAAGAGCCUUGGAGUGCUGUGGGGCAGAAGGCUGGCGCGACUGGCUCACCUCAGACUGGGCCAUCCAGCACAUGACCUUCCUUCCCUUCGAAAACGGCACCUCUGUGUCCCUGCCGGACAGCUGCUGCGUGAGGAGGAAAGGUUGCAGGAAUCGUCCACUUCUGUCGGAUGACAGUGAAGGAGUGGCGGCCGCAGGAAUCCAUCCACACGGCUGCUUUCGCAAAGUCUUCAGCUUGGUCAACGACAACGUCUUCCACAUAGCUGCCACUGUGUUGGGGUUGGCCUUCACGCAGAUUGGAGGCAUUGCUCUUGCUUGUCUUCUGGCGAACAAACUGGAACCGAGGCAGCACAGACGAGUCAUAGCACAUUAACAACCAAUCUGUAAAUGUAGACAAAGAGUUUAGAUGUAAAGCAGUGAGUGAUCCAAUGUGAGGGCAAAACCGCUGCAAAAAAGGUUAUUUAAAAUGUCUUCCCUGCAUGAGAUUUACCUUAAGGACCCACUCUGAUCAUCGUUUAAUCUAUCUUCAAAGCAUUCUCAGUGUUUUUGUCAUUACAAAAAAAGAAAAACUGUCAUUUUUUAGACAUAGUUUCCGCAGAGCGGCAGGAGUUCAUUAGAAAGUUGUGGGAAGGACUAUUGGGGCAGAGCAACCCCGCCCCCUUUUCCCCUCCCUGUUGCUGUGAGCUCGAAACAAGGAGCUUGUGGCUCACACAACAUCAAAACUGCACUCUUUUUUCAAUGGCACAUUUUUAUCUGCUUCUAAUUCACGAUUUGAAUAGAGAAAUACUCAGAAAUCCAGUUUCAAUCUUAAUUUUCUUUAUAUAUGUCCUCUAUCAUCAUCAUCAGAAAAACACAUUUUUCAUUGGAGUGCGUCUUGAAGUUGCAAAUCUUGAUGGGGUGAUAGAGGCCUCUUCUUUGCAGAAUUGACUCUUUCAGUUCAAAAACAAGUCUAGUUCAUUUUACAAAACCUGUUUAGAAUCAUUUAGAUUUAAUGUGAUUUGCAUGUGGCAUAAAGAAACGCUAUAUUGUUUCUCAGUUUUCAAAGUUAUGGCGUAAACUAUCAACAACGGUGCAAUUUUCAAUCCAAAUCUUAUCAAAACAAACAUUUUUGUACUGUAAAAAACAUGUUUAACCUCUUGAAUUUAUUUCCAGCAAUGAAAAAAAUAUAAUUCACUUAUGUUUUUGUAGUUAAGGAUGCAGCAGAAGUGGGUUAACGCAUAUUUGCAUCAAUAGACGUCAAAGGGUUAAUUUCAAACAUCCAAAAAAUUGUAGAUACUCAAAUCUAGUGAAACUCUUACCUAUUUAGGUGAAGCAUAGAAGUAUAUCCUUCUGCAGAUGUAUAAGACUCAGAAAUGUGUCUUCUUUUGUGCACAAUCCUCACAAAUUGGUUAUUUUUACAAUAUACAAAGUUGUUUUUUUUAUUUUGCAUGUGUGCAGCUUAUAACUAUGUGCAACAUUCAUACACUUUUUUUUGUUUAUUUAAUACUUUCCUAAAAAAAAAUGUAAAUAAUGGCAUUUGUUUAGAUAAUUCACUACAUGUGCUGCCUAAAAACACCAACUCUGGUUUUUGCACGUGUGCAGCAGACUGCACAGCGAUGUCCACCAGCAGUUUUCCAUUCAGGUAUUUAGUCUGGUUAUUAUCCACAUCAUGUAGUUUUCCUAUCACUAAAAAAGGGGCCUCAGUGGGUGGUCUUUACAGUAGCUCAGUCAAUCUCAGUUUGGCAAUGUGUGCAGUUUUAAAAAAAAAAGCUUUAAGGUGAAUUUCAGAAUUUCUGUUUUCCAUGUUUUAACAUAAAUCUAUGUAAUCUAGUUGUAGUGCACGACUGAGAAAAGCUGCUUGCAUGUAAAACUUUGAUGACUGAUGAUUUUUAUUUAUUUCAUUUUAAUGCUUAUUUUUAAGCAUUUUUUCUAUGCUGGAGAAAGUCUGCAUAAUAAAUCUGGCACCAGAAUUUAUUUAUAGAUAUAUUAAUUGUUGCCUUCUAUGUUUAUUUCCAUUUAAAUGUACUGAAAACAAUGGAAACGGUCAAAUUUAUCAAAACUUUCUUUAUUUCUUGCAUUUUUAGGUGUCUGUCGUGGUUAAAUACAUACAUAUAUUGCAUAGAUUGUCUAUUACUAAUGUUGUCAACAGCAUGAUUGAAACCAUAAACUAUGUAUGUCAAAUAUGAAUGAAAACUCUUUGCUUCAUUAAAGGAUAUUGAUUAGACACAUGGAAACGUCAAGGUCUGCUAAAUAUAUGUAUGAAUGGAAGCAGCCUCUUUGUAAUGCAGUGCUGAUGCGGUAUACAUGUGAACAGCUGCAUCAGAAAUAUCUAAUAAACAUCUGGUGAAGCAAUUUUCCUUAGUUUUUUUUUUUAAUACAUCCUUUACUUUGAAGAGAAAUCUGUUUUUUACCACAAAUGCGUGUUUUGAAGAUCCCCAUAUCCUGAUGUU